Molecule: messenger RNA, 2727 nt
Organism: Salvia hispanica
Lineage: Eukaryota; Viridiplantae; Streptophyta; Magnoliopsida; Lamiales; Lamiaceae
Product: RNA-binding KH domain-containing protein
Biological process (GO): regulation of mRNA splicing, via spliceosome
Cellular component (GO): nucleus
Molecular function (GO): mRNA binding
Source: RefSeq, a predicted model, not a curated record
GGUAAGAGUAAUCCCUAAAACCCCAAAACAAGCAAAUAUUCACUCUUUUCACUGGCGAGCACUGAACCCUCAAUUUUCCCCCAAAUUGCUUCCUCCAUUGCAAUUUACUCACUAUUCCUAAACGCCUCUGGGUGCCAAUCACGCCUCUGCAGAGCAAAAUGGUCACAGAGGUUGGGCAUGCUUCAACAGAUAUUCAGACGACUGUAACAGCUCCUCCACCCACUGCAUCGACAAGCGGCCCAAAGACGUCUAUGUUUGCAAAAAGAUCAGGAUUUGUUAUUCCAAAGAACAAGCUAUCAGGUUCAUUGGUUCCUGUGUUUAGAGGAUCUAAAAAGAGAGAUGCUGAUAUGAUCAAUGAGGAAGCUACUAAGAAAGUGCAGAGGAAAACCAAAUGGGGGCCUGAUCUAACCAUGGAUACCACUGUCAGGAAAGGGAGAGCCUUGGCAUAUCAGACUCGGAUUGAUCAAAUAUCUCAAUUACUGACUUUUGGGGUGCUGGAACUUGAGCAUAGUGAAGAUUCAUUUGCUACAUCAGAAUCUCACCAUUGGAAGACAUCAGAACAUCAGCUUAGCCGUGAGGAAUCGGAACAGCUGGAAUUUGAAAAGCGUGAAAUUAUAGGUGAAAUACUAAAAUUAAAUCCAGCAUUCAAGCCUCCUACCGAUUACAAACCUCUGCUGAAAGAGGCAAAAGUUACAAUUCCCAUUAAUGAACAUCCAAAUUACAAUUUCAUUGGUUUAGUAUUUGGCCCGUUAAGUGAUACUCAAAAGCGACUGGAGAAGGAAACAGGAACCAAAAUUCAAGUUUAUGGCACAAAGGCGGAUGCAGGAGGACCGGUUGAAAUUACUUCUGAUGAGAAAGAAAUAGACAAUGCUUAUGAAGAUAUGUAUGUAAACAUAGCAGCAGACACACAUGAGAAAGUUGAUUCUGCAGUGGCUUUAAUUGAACUGUUAAUCACCUCAGUUUCGAUGAAACCGGUGUCUUCUUCAACAACAUCAACUGUAGCUCUUGCUGAUAAUACGAAUACUAAUCAAACUCAGAGCAUACUGACUUCUACUGUGACACCUGCGCUGACGAACCAAGGAACGCCUCAGCUAUUUCCUGGUUCUUUACCGCUUCCUCAAGGCCAGUUUCCACAAUAUCCUCAAACCUGGUUUCCUGUAGGUCCAACUCAAGCUCCAACUUAUCGGCACUCUGGAUUUGUCAACCCUUCAAAUGCUUCUGCAGCAUUUCUCAAUAACACUGGCCAGGUAUCUUCCUCGCCCUUGAAUCACUCAAACGUGCCCACAUUGUUUGGUCCACGACCAGUCAUCCCUGCAAGUUUUAGUCCGGUCCCGCAAAAUCCUUCAGCCCCUACAUCUGGAACUCAGUCCACCUAUCUGCAACAGCCACCCUCACAUGCUCAAACUGGUGGACCUCAGCCCCCAUACAUGCACCAGGCACCCCCAUCAACCGGGUGGCCCGGACCUCCCCACAACCUUCCACUAACAUCCAGGCCACCUUUCUCUGCUAGUGAAUCCUCCAGAUGGUUACCUUCACCGGUGAGCACUUCAGCAUCUCAAGGUCCAGCCAACAUUAUGCAAGGACCACCAGUGAAUCACCCCAAUGAUAUGAUUUCGCCUCUAUCUACUGGAGCCCAAUCAUCCAGGCCAGUAGCUAACCAACAAUCACUAGGCUUCUCUCCCAUGCUGCCAUCAGCAGGACCUGAAUCCACACCUUCAUCAAUGGGAUCUCUACAGCCUGCUAUGCCCCAAAUGGCAAUGCGUCCACCACCCUCAAAUGCUGUACCGGGAUCUGCACCUAUGCCUUUCCCGACGCAAUCUUCAGGAUCACUUCCACAGCCUGGAAUGCCCAAUUCUUAUCCGGGUAAUGCUGCAAAUAUCGAUUCCAUAAGACCUGUUCCGGGGACAAUUCCAAGACCUCAGCAACCGAGUUCUGGUGAUUUUACUUUUCAGCCUCACCGCCCGCCCAGUGCAGUUUCUCAGGUUUGGCAUACCAAUCAAUCUGUUCCACAGAAUAUAAGACAUCCAGUUCAAGCAGGCCAGACAUCUUUACCACCUCACUCUCCACAUAUGAGGCCUAUGUUGAACAACAUGAAUCUGCAUGGUUUUCCAAGGCCUCCGGCUAGUCAUCAGAUGAAUCAACCUAGGCCACAUGCUCCUACCAACUUUGCUGGAAACUCUACAGUUCCCGUUCCACCUAGACAUCAGAUGAUGCCAGGUCAUAAUGCCGGAGUCCCAAAUAUGCCACCGAGGAACUUUGCUCCACAUCCUAUCAGUAACACUCUCGGUCCUUUUCCACCUAGGCUGGAAAACCAUCUUGCUCGCCCACCACGGUUCCCAACUCCACAUCAGCAUUUUGGAAACCCUCCAAGAAGGCCGUUUCCUAGCCAUCAAGUAUAUGAUCCUUUUGUUCCGACUGCUGCUCCUUUCAACUCUCAAAGUAGUAGUAAUGCAGCAAGGAUGCCCAGUGAGAGUGAUCCAGAGUAUGAGGACCUCAUGGCUUCUGUAGGAGUUAAAUGAGCUAUAUAUAGAGAGAUUAGUGAAUUGUUAUAUUUUAAGAUUUGUUUGUCUACAAAUCUUGUGAGAUUCUUUUGUACCGUCAUGGAUUUAGAGAAAAAAAAAACUAGGUUUUUGUAAUUGCAGGUUCUGUAUUGUUGACAGUUUAACACAAGCUGCAUAGAAAAAGAAAAGAGUAUACAACAAAUAUGCUCGUGCUCGUUUAUUUUAA